This is a messenger RNA of Fusarium coffeatum, 1770 nucleotides long. RefSeq lists its product as uncharacterized. The record is from RefSeq and is a predicted model, not a curated record. The coding region runs from base 1 to 1770 and encodes 589 amino acids. Lineage: Eukaryota; Fungi; Ascomycota; Sordariomycetes; Hypocreales; Nectriaceae. The transcript has a single exon.
AUGCCUCGAACCAGACGAGCGCGUGGUGCGCCCGCACAAUCUGCGAAGACUCAUGCACGAUCGCCCUCACCCGAUACGCAAGAUGCCAACGAUAAUCAACUUCCACAGCAAGCCAAGUCCCCCGAGAGAGGUCGCAGACGAACAACACGAUCUUCAGGUGCUCGCGUCAGCACUGCCAACGAACAAGACGUUCUUGCUGCGAACCGACGACGCGACGCGGCGCUUGACAAGCUAGGCAGAGAGGAGCCUACUUCCACAACCAGUCGUACUGCCGAAGAUGCCGGCUCUGGUAGCUCAGUUGAAGGUGGGCGACGAACGGCAGCUACGCCAACACAUCGGAGGGAUACAAGCGGGCUUGACUUGGCGGAUAGCGUUUUUCUUGAUCUUGACGAAAGCUUUGGACUCGGCGAUGAUAGCACGCACAUAGGACUUCGUUCAAACGACAAUUCAUCUCUCAACAUGAGCACUUUGGGACGCCGAUCGCGCCAGUCCAGUAUCAUUGGGCGAAAUGAUCCUCCUAUCAGACCCAGCAGCCGCGGCGGCAACACACCUAGUAUCAGCUCUACACUUCACUUUGGUGCUUUCAAGCGACGAGCUCGAGAACCAAGUAUCCUAGGAACCGCUCGAAAGCCGCGACCAGAAGAAACUGCCGCGGGGCAGGAGCCAGAGUCGGAGAGCGAGGACGAUUUCGCGCCUGAAGCGGAAUCUACGCCUGUUAACAAUCGACGAAGGACACAACCUGAGGCCGAGUUGGAAAUAGAAGUUCCAGUCUCUCCAGAUGUCACCACAGGAUCAAAACAUAGGAAAAGAAAGAGCGAGGAUGCGCUUCCAAGCAGCGAACGGCCAGAGAAGAUUUCGCGGAUUGAAAGAGAGGAGGAUCAGGCAUCUGAUGAAGCGGGCCCUGCGCCCGAGAUUAUCGAGUCGGAUGGCGAUAGCGACUCCUCGCUAUCGGAUCUUGGAUCUCCUCUCGGCCCUUCGCCCGUCCUUCCUGAACGACCUGUUACACCAAUCAACAACGAUGAGCUCAUGGCCCUACCGGCCAGUAGUGAUUCCGAAGACGCGAAUUGGCCUGAUAUCCAUACCUUGGCCAAGAGACGGCGAAGACCCUCAGUCAUAACUCCAGUUCGCACCGAUAACUUCUCCGACGUUUCUUCACCUCCAUCCCUCACACACUCUCCUAAUUUUGCUGAGGCGCAAAAGUCUCGAGGGCGAGCCACAACCCGGCGUCAACAGCCUCCGCCUAAAGUCACAACUGCGGAUUUAACAAGCCUGCUUCCAAAACGCCACUAUAAGAAACAGCGAGCUUCGGGACCGGAGAGUGACGAAGAGCACGAUACAUCUGGAAUUGGCGAGGAUGAGGACGAGCUUUCAUAUAUUGACGGACGAGAUUCACGUCGAAGACGUGGGGGGCGAUCGACUAGUCGCGGAGGCGCAAAACGUCCAGGUUCAAGAGGCGGGCGCACAACGCAGGCUCUGAAGCCCAAACAAACUGGUUCUGGCAAGCAAGCAGCGCGCAAUGCACAAACCUACUCACGCCGCUCAUCGGACAAAGAGAAUGAGAAGGAAGGAGGCAGCGAUGACGAGGAUCAGCACGAGAAUAGCCGCUUCCAGCCAUUACCUGAUGACACUUUUGGGGACGGGAGCGCUGAGAAUUCAAGCACACCGUCUGCAGACGAGCUCCGACAGGCAGCCAAGAAGUUUAAAGAAGUCGAUAGGUGGGAACUCGACUUUGAAGAGGUUACGCAGAGCUCUUCUCCACUCGCGCGAUGA